UACAUGGGCAUUUAUGGGCCCGCCAUACCAACGCCCAGUCCAGGCCUGAAAAAGGCAUCGACAACCGAGGCAACCGAAGCGACGGAAAGUGAGAUAGCGACAGGUGACGUUAAAUCUGGUACAGCUCAGUCAAUUGGAACUGGUCGUGGUCGCUCGAGUGGCCGGCUGGCGAGGCUACUGCUUCCGGUGCGCAGGUCGGCGCCCAGUUCCGGUUGCAAUUCCGGAGAGCGUCAUCAUGUAACUGGAGGUAAGAUGCCGACUUUCCUGUAUCGUUGUUAUGGUGAUGCGUUGAAUUCAACGACAACCGAUUCCGCUGUACUGCAGCCGUUUGAACAUGACCUGAAUUUCGGUCUGAAACAUCUUCCCUCGAUUCCCGGUGAAGCCGAGCUCAUCUUUCGGCCGUCGAUUCUUCCUGCCAAGCAGAUAGGCGAAAUAGUGAGGAAGUGGAAUAAAGCACCAAUUUCCCCUCGAGCCAGAACCACUCUGGCCAUAGUUGCAACGAUAGACUGCUGCAUCACAGCUCUUGACUUCACCGAUCCAACCUUUCAGGUCACAAUGUGGACCUCGUACAGCCACCGUGACGAGGUAUGCAUCAGGUACCACGCCGGUUUGAUCAGGUUGUAA
Molecule: messenger RNA, 624 nt
Organism: Protopolystoma xenopodis
Lineage: Eukaryota; Metazoa; Platyhelminthes; Monogenea; Polystomatidea; Polystomatidae
Source: the annotation of a GenBank genome assembly